Gossypium arboreum is the source of this 2183-nucleotide messenger RNA. RefSeq names its product probable mitochondrial adenine nucleotide transporter BTL3. NCBI's taxonomy places the organism in Eukaryota, Viridiplantae, Streptophyta, Magnoliopsida, Malvales, Malvaceae. The coding region runs from base 272 to 1534 and encodes 420 amino acids. The transcript is spliced from 4 exons. The record is from RefSeq and is a predicted model, not a curated record. Gene Ontology annotation, biological process: transmembrane transport.
AACCAAAAGGGAAAAAGUUAAAAAAACGAAAGAAGAGGAAAUAAUAAUAAUAAUAUCAGGGCAACAAAACCGACUCGGGUCACUCACACAAGACGAGAGUCAAGAGGCAGAGCUUGUACUAUAGCUGGUUCGGCGAUGGAUGCAAAGCCACAGCCGAGUUCUUCCCACCAUUUCCUUCACUGCCUCCUUUGACCCCUCUCCCCUUCCUUCCUUAACAUAACAAACUUACCCAAACAACCAAACCCCGCCAUUUCCACCACCGUUUUUAACAAUGCCCAAAUUCCAUCUCCAAUUCAAAAACUCCCUCCCCGACUACCAACCUUACCUCCCUUUUCCCUCUAACUCUAAUUUACUCGUCCCCGGUGGUUUAUUCAUCGAUCCUUGUUUCCCCUCUUCCCUUCUUGACUUGGUUUCCCCUUUUAAAGGUUCUCCCCCUUCCAAAAACACGGCUUGCGUUUCUCGGAGGCAAAAGCGUGAGUCGGUCGCCGUUAAGGACUUGUUUUUUCUGUCCGUUAGCUUGAGCAGCGAUGGGCUUGUUUCAGAACACAAGGAAUGUCAGCUACAAAAUGAAUUAAACAAGAAAAACAAGGGGGCUGUAGCUCAAGUCCAACAGAAAGUUAGGGUAACGCGACGUGGCGCACUCAAUACUACAAAGCAUUUGUGGGCUGGGGCUAUCGCCGCCAUGGUUUCCAGAACAUUUGUUGCUCCGUUAGAGAGAUUAAAGCUGGAAUAUAUAGUUCGUGGUGAACAAAGGAAUAUAUUUGAGCUUGUUAAGAAGAUUGCUUUGACGCAAGGAUUACUUGGAUUUUGGAAAGGGAACUUAAUUAAUGUUCUUCGCACGGCUCCAUUCAAAGCUGUGAAUUUUUAUGCUUACGAUACGUAUAGGAAACAGUUGCUUAGACUGUCUGGAAAUGAGGAGACAACAAAUUCUGAGAGGUUCAUUGCUGGUGCUGCUGCCGGCAUUACCGCUACCGUUCUCUGCUUACCACUUGAUACUAUCCGAACUAAGCUGGUGGCUCCUGGUGGAGAAGCCUUAGGUGGUGUAAUUGGUGCUUUUCGCCACAUGAUCCAAACUGAAGGAUUCUUUUCUCUCUACAGAGGUCUAGUGCCCUCUAUUGUAAGCAUGGCACCUUCAGCUGCAGUAUUCUACAGUGUGUAUGAUAUGCUGAAAUCAGCUUAUUUGCACUCCCCGGAAGGUAGGAAAAGAAUUCAGAACAUGAGACAGAUGGGGCAGGAUCUGAAUGCUUUGGAUCAGCUAGAGUUGGGACCAGUGAGGACAUUACUAUAUGGGGCUAUUGCUGGUGCUUGUGCCGAAGUUGCUACUUACCCAUUUGAGGUUGUGAGAAGACAGUUGCAAUUGCAAGUCCAGGCAAGCAAAAUGGGCGCACUGGCAACUGGUCUGAAGAUUGUUGAGCAAGGAGGAAUUCCUGCUCUCUAUGCUGGGCUAAUUCCCAGCUUGCUACAAGUCCUUCCUUCUGCUUCAAUCAGUUAUUUUGUUUACGAGUUUAUGAAGAUUGUUCUCAAAGUGAAUUGAAGAGAGACAAAGGAUCCUCUCAGGAAAAGGAUUGGUAGGAUGUUGUAGAUUGACUAUAAAAUGAUCAGAGCACAAAGGUUCAGAGUGGUAAGUAUUAGUCAUUUAAACUUAACAGUUAUCAAUUUAUCAUUGAUGUUCUUCACAUAUUUUUUUUACUUGACAAGAGAGAAAACCUUUAUUGACAUCUUAAAUCCUUUUCUUGAUUGAUAGACCCACCAUCCAAUUGUUGAUUGAACUGACUUCCAUAGUUUCGAUGCUUGCUUUUAUUUAUGCUGUUUUCUGACGCUUUAUGGUGCUUAAGAUCCGGAGCUCAGUACUGCAUUUAAGAAUUUUCUAGGGGACCUUGGGUGGUUGAAGAACGGGGAGGGGAUGUAUGAUAUAAGCCUUUAUGAAUGACGUGCAGUUGAUACUUCCAAAUUAUUUGGAACUUUUGAUAAGAAGGAUUCAACUAUUUGUCACCAUCUUUGCGCAAAAAGACGGAAUAACCUCAUGUCAAUUCACUGAAAUGUGCUUGUAUUUCAUCUAAAUGAACGUUCUCAGCUUAAAAUGAACUCUCUAGUAGUCAAUAUUGACAUUUGUAAGGGGUUUUUUUGGUUAAAUGAGGAAACCUUACAAAUCAAUAAAGCAGAGAUCGAAGUAGAUUUUGGAA